This is a messenger RNA of Paramecium sonneborni, 763 nucleotides long. The record is from the annotation of a GenBank genome assembly. Lineage: Eukaryota; Ciliophora; Oligohymenophorea; Peniculida; Parameciidae.
AUGGACCAAUAAAUUCUUUAAAGAUUUUAAAUGAUAAUGUAACCCAAAUUAAGGGUCCUAUAUUAUUGUCUGAAAUUAUUAAUAGUUAAAAUAACAUAGAUGGAAUAUAAAUAAAGAUUAUUAAACUUUCAUAUAUAACUUAUGAUAAUUAAACUUAAGAGUAGAAUUUUUUUUUACGCUAGAGGCGAAGACAGAUAUUUAUUUUAUCAAUAAAAUCAAUAAAUUUUAGAUGCAAUUUCUAUUAAAGAAGAAUAAAUACCAGUAUUAUUUUUAGGCUAAUCAAUGAAUCAAUUAAAUGGAAAAAUUUAUGUAAUUGAGAAAGAUUCAUAAAAUUUUGUAAUUACAUAUAUAAAUAUGAGUAUAGAAUUUUUAAAACAGGUAAUUUAAUCAAAUUUUUUUUUGAAUCCUAUUAAAUAAUUUACAUAAUUUGUAACAAAGACAUUAAAAAAGUUCAAAAUAAUUUGGAAAUUUUAGAAAUCCAUAAAAUUAAGGAAACAAUGAUUAAUACAUUACGCUCUCUAAAUUGAAUUCUAACUUAUAGUAUUUUUUCUAAAUUCUUUCUUUUAUUGAUGAUCAUUAUAUUUCUUAUGGAAAUGCAACCCUUUUUUUGGAUUUGAUUUUGAUUGAAUUAAUAGACUUGAUAAAUGUAGAUAAUAAUGCAAAAUUAUUUCUCUCAAUGAACUGUUAGAUUCUCGACAGUAUUAUAAUUGAGGGAAAUUUAAAGAUUAUUUUCUUCAGACUUAUAGACAAUAUUCAAUUUUGA